AUGUCUCCAGAGCAUAAGAGAACAAGCCAGGAAGAUGGCACUGAUGGGGUCUCUGGUCCGGGGGGCCACCCCUUCAACAAAAAGACAAAGCUCAGCCCGUCGUCCGGUGGCGAGGAGACAGCCGUCCUUCGGCGCCACCUAGACGAGGCCCUGGAUUUCAUCAACAGCUGUGGGCUCGCCUCAAAAGCACCCCAAUCUCUCCAGCCCCUUCUGGAAUCCCGCCCCAAUGUUGCCGACGGCAUGGCACAACAGAUAAAGGCCAGGAUAUACGACACCUGGGAGCCCCUCUGCGCCGACACCUCGGGCAGGCAGACCGGCAUCCACUCGUCUGACCUCAGCUCCGCCCAGUGUUCUCAUUUCCCAGCCAUCGAGAGGCUCGCCAGGCUCCCCAGCAAAGACAGCCUGCGCCUGGCAUACGAAGUGGCCUGGUACCUCAAGGAUAAUUCUUAUGGGGACAUGGACGAGGACCGCGGGUUCGGGAACCGCCCCUCGGAUGAGCAAGGCGACGCCUUGCUGUCCCGCCUGAUCAGAGACCGCCGCGCCGCCGGCGAGAUGUGGGACUAUAAGCGUGACCUGGGCGACAUUGACCGGGAAGCAUAUCACAUGGCUAGUUACAGCGUUGACUGCUGGUAUCCCGAAACCCGGGCGCUCCUACGCGAGGCCCUCCACUCCGCCAGUCAGGGCUCGGACAAGGACGCAGAGAAGCAGCCAGACCCAGUCCCGAGUAAGGACAGGCUUACGAAAGCAAACCUGGACAUGUUCAGCGCGUAUGAGAAGGACCGAAACAGAUAUGGCAAACAGCCCAACCCCUAG
Molecule: messenger RNA, 813 nt
Organism: Diaporthe batatas
Lineage: Eukaryota; Fungi; Ascomycota; Sordariomycetes; Diaporthales; Diaporthaceae
Exons: 3
Coding region: 1-813 (270 amino acids)
Source: RefSeq, a predicted model, not a curated record